Messenger RNA from Phytophthora infestans T30-4, 2895 nucleotides. Its product is annotated as kinesin-like protein. Gene Ontology annotation, molecular function: microtubule binding; ATP binding; microtubule motor activity. NCBI's taxonomy places the organism in Eukaryota, Oomycota, Peronosporomycetes, Peronosporales, Peronosporaceae. The record is from RefSeq and is a predicted model, not a curated record. Gene Ontology annotation, biological process: microtubule-based movement. The coding region runs from base 1 to 2895 and encodes 964 amino acids. The transcript is spliced from 3 exons.
AUGGAGCGGGAACGCGAGCGAAGUAGUCGCGACGAUCGAGGCAGUGACGACUACGGGUACAGCUAUCGCGACAGCGAGCGAGUUCGAUCGAAGGAUCGGAAACGCGAUUGGGAUGAGCGCAGCACAAGCAGCAGCACAAGCAGCAGCCGUGACCGGGAAAGACGUCGCGACAGGGACAGCACGAGGGAUCGGGACAGCACCAGGGAUCGGGACAGCACCAAGGACCGGGACGGCACCAGGGACCGGGACGGCACCAAGGAUCGGGACAAGGACCGCGAUAGAGACCGCGACAGGCACCGCGACCGCAACAGGGAGGAUCGCUAUCGCACGCGAGACCGUCGAGACAGAGAACGCGACUACGACUACGACCGCGACCGAGAGUAUGACAGACGUGACUACUCUUCAUCUCGCUACAGUAGCUCUUCGUUCUCUCGUCCAGCCACGUAUGACCCUCGCCUUGCUCAGCGAACUCAACAGAGAAGUCGUCGAGGUGAUGGCGAUGAGGACGACGAGGAUAUGAUGCGCAGGAAGCAACUGCAGGACGAGUUGGGUCUCUCAGACGAAGAAGAAGUUCCCUCGAGUAAUGGCGACGUCGGAAAUGGUGUUGGUUCGUCACGUAGUAACGGUACUUCAGGUGGUGACAGUGAAUUGAGAGCGCGUAUCAAGGAGCUCCAGCGCGACUUGAAGGACGCUCGUGAUGCGGAACAGAAGGCUCAGGAAUCUCUGAGUAAGCUGCAGCUACUCAGCAAGUCGCAGACUGCCAUUCUUAAAACCUCCAUGAGCAAGAAGAUCCAGCAGAAGGAUGAACUGGUGGAGGAUAUGACGAUCGUUAUCAAGGAGCUCGAGCGGAAGCUAAAGGAGGCAGGUGUGGCCUUCGAGUCGUAUAAUGUGCCAGAAUCUGGCAAAGUAGCGUCAACUCGAUCGGCUGCUGCGACAGACAAUGACGCUGAGGGUGAAAUCAACGCCAUGAAGGCCGAGAUGGAGCGUUUGAUCGAAGAGAACAGCGCACUCAAGGCAGCUGCGACGAAGACCAGCAGCAGUGACUCGAAAUCGCCCCCAUCAGCGCAGUCUCCUCCAGAGAAUAUGGUCAACAGAUCUGCUCUUGACAGUGUGGAGGCGGAGAAACGUCAGCUCUUGCGCCAGAUGAAAGACAUGCAGCAGCAACUAGCCACACUCAAGUCAGUGGCAGCAGCUUCUCCACCGCCAGCACCACCAAAAGCGGAAGGCAACUCCAGCGCGCCUCCACCAAAUUCGGAGGACAUCCAAGCGCUGCAAAUCAAGCUUUCUGCUGCCGAGUCCUCGCACCAGGACGCUCAGAAAACGAUCCAGCGUCUUGAGAAGGAGGUCGCUGCAGCCUCAGCCCGAGCAGCAGCAACUCCAGAGCCUACCAACCCUGAGCCACAAGGCCCUUCCAAGCUCGAAACAGAACUGCAGGCACAGGUUCGCGAGAUGGAGACUCGUCUCACUGAGCUGCAAACUCAACUGGAGCAACAGAAGAAAGAGAGUGAAGCAAAGAAGACGACAGCUGACGAGCGCUAUGCGAAGCUGAAGUCGACAGCUGAAGGCGAGCUCAACAAGAUCAAAGAGCAAGCCAAGAAGGCCAUCUUGGACCUCAAGCGUAAGCUGGAAGUCGCGUCGAAGGGACAACAGCGCAAGCAAGCAACGAUCACGAACUUGAGCACACAAUUGAAGGCUCAACGUACGGACCUCGUGACUCUGAAGUCGCAGGUCGUGGCUCAACAGCAACAAGUUCCAGUGCUGGCCAAACAGUUGACCGACAAGAUCAUGCAGCGUGUCCAGAAGCAAGCUGACGCCAUGGCCGGCGUCGUGGAUAACUACAAACGCGAGAUGAAGGAGCGCAAGCGGCUAUUUAAUCUCGUGCAGGAGUUCAAGGGCAACAUCCGCGUGCUGUGUCGUGUGCGUCCAAUCUCGAAGAACGAAGUCGCUCAGGGCAGCAAGAUGAUCUGCAAGUUCCUGCCUGAGGAGAUCACACUGGCCGGAGAGAAGGGCAAAGUGAAGACCUGGGAGUUCGAUCACGUCUUCGACAUGAGCUCGACGCAGGAUCAACUCUUCUCACAAGUGAAGCCUCUCGUGACGAGUAUUCUGGACGGCUACAGUGUGUGCAUCUUCGCGUACGGCCAGACUGGUUCGGGUAAGACGUUCACGAUGUCGGGACCUCCAGAGAACCCAGGAAUUAACACGAGAUCACUACAAGAGCUCUUUGAACGUAAGAGCGAACGUGUGAAAGAGUACCAGGAUAAAAUCACAGUCAGCAUCAUGGAGAUCUACAACGAGCAGAUCCGUGAUCUACUAGCACAAGACGCUGCGAGCACAAACCUGCAAGUGCGUCAAGGCCCCACGGGUAACUUCGUCCCUGGUUUGAUAGUGGUACCUGUCCAAACGCUUAAUGAAGUCUUUGAACUCAUCAAACGUGGUAACAAGAACCGCAGUACACACGCCACAGACAUGAACGAGCACAGUAGUCGAAGCCACUCGAUCCUCUCCGUCCAGCUGAAGAGCCUCAACAUCGUCACUAAUGUCGUCGCUAGUGGAAAGCUCUUCCUUGUUGAUCUUGCUGGCUCUGAGCGCCUUUCAAAGACUGGAGCUGAGGGCCAGCGACUUAAAGAAGCACAGAACAUCAACAAGUCCCUCUCAGCUCUUGGUGACGUCAUUGCUGCUCGAGCGAGCAAGCAGAAGCACGUGCCAUACAGGAACUCGUCGCUGACGUACCUGCUCCAGGAUGCUCUUGGUGGCGACUCGAAGACUCUCAUGGUGGCAUGCGCAAGUCCGGUCGACUACAACAGCGAAGAAACCUUCUGCACACUCAACUUUGCUGCCAGGACGCGCAGUGUUGAGAUGGGCAAGGCCACGAAAAAUGUGGCCCCAGGCACAUAA